Messenger RNA from Entelurus aequoreus (snake pipefish), 3574 nucleotides. It is a transcript of the gene tmtc3, whose product is annotated as transmembrane O-mannosyltransferase targeting cadherins 3. The record is from RefSeq and is a predicted model, not a curated record. Bases 136 to 2835 code for a protein of 899 amino acids. Gene Ontology annotation, biological process: protein O-linked glycosylation via mannose. NCBI's taxonomy places the organism in Eukaryota, Metazoa, Chordata, Actinopteri, Syngnathiformes, Syngnathidae. Gene Ontology annotation, cellular component: endoplasmic reticulum. The transcript is spliced from 14 exons. Gene Ontology annotation, molecular function: protein binding; mannosyltransferase activity.
CAGGGCGCAUGCGCAUGCAGUAGCCGGAAGCGGGUUGGUGCGUGCUUGUUUGCAACUAAUAUUUAUUUUCUGUCACGUCUGCGGUUACAAGCUGUUAUUGCAAGGAUACGUGAUCCAUGACGGCUUGUCCCAGCCAUGGCUAUUGUGUCAUGGAAGGAGGUUUUACUUCUGACUGGACUGGUGCUGGGAUGUUACUGGAACAGUCUGUCGUGUGGGUUUGUAUUUGACGAUGUCUCAGCCAUCCUUGACAACAAGGACCUAAGGCCGUCGACCCCUGUAAGGAAUCUCUUCCUGAAUGACUUUUGGGGAACUCCCAUGGCAGAGGAGCGCAGUCAUAAAUCCUACCGGCCUCUGACGGUGCUCACCUUCCGACUCAACUACCUUUUGAGUGAACUCAACGCCGCCUCCUACCAUAUGUUCAACGUCGUGCUCCACGUUGUCGUCUGCACACUUUUUCUGCGCGUGUGUCGCUUGUUCCUGGACAGGACGUCCGGCUUGGUGGCGGCGCUGCUCUUUGCCGUGCACCCCGUCCACACGGAAGCUGUGACGGGCGUGGUUGGCAGAGCUGAACUCUUGUCUUCAAUCUUCCUCCUGGCCGCAUUCCUGGCCUUCACCAAGUCCACAGGCACAGACCGCUCCAUCGUUUGGGCUCCUGUCGCUCUCACGGUGGUCCUGGUGGCCGCAGCAACCCUGUGCAAAGAGCAGGGCAUCACCGUGGUGGGCAUCUGCUGCGUCUACGAGGUCUUCGUGGCACAAGGGUUCACUUUACCCGUGUUGCUGGACACGCUGCGCCAAGCGCUGCAGGGCAAAGGCGCCUUCCCCUACGGCGUCCUCCAAAUGCUGCUCAAGCUCAUCGUCCUGGUCAUCAGCACGCUGCUGCUCGUCAUCGUCCGCGUGCAGGUCAUCCAGUCCCAGCUGCCCGUCUUCACCAGAUUUGACAACCCGGCAGCCGUGAGCCCCGCCCCCGCCAGACAGCUGACCUUCAACUACCUACUUCCUGUCAACGCAUGGCUCCUGCUCAACCCCUCCGAGUUGUGCUGCGACUGGACCAUGGGCACCAUCCCGUUGGUGGAGUCCGCCCUGGACCGGCGCAACUUGGCAACCGUGGUCUUCUACGUGUUGGUGGGCCUGCUGGCGUACAGCAGCGUCACGUGCCAGCACAGCUCUGCCAAGACCGUGGUCAUGGCCUUGUCUCUGAUGGUCCUUCCCUUCAUCCCCGCGUCCAACCUCUUCUUCCCCGUGGGAUUCGUGGUGGCAGAGAGAGUUCUUUACGUUCCCAGCAUGGGCUUCUGUGUGCUGGUUGCUCACGGGUUCAAGAUGGCCUCACAUACAGGGUUCCUGAAGAAGAUUUCCUGCUUGAUGAUUGGACUCCUGCUCACCACGCACGCCGUCAAGACUUUCAACAGGAAUUGGGACUGGGAGUCGGAAUACACUUUGUUCACGUCGGCUCUGAAGGUCAACAAGAACAACGCCAAGCUGUGGAAUAAUGUCGGCCACGCGCUGGAGAACCAAAACAAUUACGCCACAGCACUGCGCUAUUUUCUGCAGGCCACCGUUGUGCAGCCAGAUGAUAUCGGUGCGCACAUGAACGUCGGGAGAACAUACAAGAACCUGAACAAGUCCAGAGAGGCAGAAGAUGCCUACUUGGUUGCCAAGUCCCUCAUGCCGCAGGUCAUUCCUGGCAAGAAGUACGCCACACGCGUGGCCCCCAACCACCUCAACGUGUACAUCAACUUGGCCAACCUGAUCCGCGCCAACCAGUCCCGGCUGGAAGAGGCCGACCAACUGUACCGCCAAGCCAUCAGCAUGAGGCCCGACUUCAAGCAGGCGUACAUCAGCAGGGGGGAGCUGCUCCUGAAGAUGAACAAGCUCACGGAGGCGAGGGACGCCUACCUGCGCGCCCUGGAACUGGACGGCACCAACGCCGACCUGUGGUACAACCUGGCCAUCGUCAACAUCGAGAUGAAGGAGCCCUCGGAGGCCCUGAAGAACUUCCAGCACGCCCUGCGGCUCAGCCCCCGGCACAAGCUGGCGCUCUUCAACUCCGCCCUCCUCAUGCAGGAGUCAGGCGAGCCCAAGUUCUGGGCGGAGGCCAAGCGUCGGUUCCUGACCUACGUGGAAGAGGAGCCUGAGGACGCCAAUGGCUACUUCAACCUGGGCAUGUUGGCCAUGGACUCCAAGGAGGACUCGGUGGCGGAGCGCUGGAUGCUGAAAGCCGUCUCUCUGCAGCCCGGCUUCCGCUCGGCCCUCUUCAACCUGGCCUUGCUCUACUCGCAGUCGGAGCGCCAGCCGGACGCGCUGCCCGUGCUGGACGAGCUGCUGAGUCAUCACCCCGAGCAUGUCAAGGGUCUGAUCCUGAAGGGAGACAUCCUCAUGAACCACAAGAAGGACACGAACGGUGCCAAGACCUGCUUCCAGCGCAUCCUGACCAUGGACCCGGGAAACGUGCAGGCCAAACACAACCUGUGCGUGGUCUACUUCGAGGAGCGAGACCUGCCCGGAGCUGAGCGCUGCCUGGAGGAGACGCUGGCCCUGGCGCCCCACGAGGACUACGUCCGCCGCCACCUCGCCAUCGUCAGAGGCAAGAUGGCGGCAAUGAGCGCGGCCGGACAUCCGCCGACUGCCGGGGAGAAACCCUCGCCGACGGAGGAAGAGGUGCGGCAGGAAAGUCCAAACCAGAAGAAUGUGAGGAAAUCCCCGCCAGGAAGCCAGGAGGACGUUGAGCAAUCAGAGCCUGACCAACGGACUAAAGUCCAGACCAGCGACAUCGAACAGAAGCGAGCGGCCGCCUUGAAGAGGCUGGAAGACAUCGAGCGCAUUUUGACCAGCGACUGAUUUGGUUCUUGUCUUCAAGGUCACAUGUGGUUCUUGUCUUCAAGGUCACAUUUGGUUCUUGUCUUCAAGGUCACAUUUGGUUCUUGUCUUCAAGGUCACAUGUGGUUCUUGUCUUCAAGGUCACAUUUGGUUCUUGUCUUCAAGGUCACAUGUGGUUCUUGUCUUCAAGGUCACAUUUGGUUCUUGUCUUCAAGGUCACAUUUGUUUCUUGUCUUCAAGGUCCCAUUUGGUUCUUGUCUUCAAGGUCACAUUUGGUUCUUGUCUUCAAGGUCACAUGUGGUUCUUGUCUUCAAGGUCACAUUUGUUUCUUGUCUUCAAGGUCACAUUUGGAUCUUGUCUUCAAGUUCCCAUUUGGUUCUUGUCUUCAAGGUCACAUUUGGUUCUUGUCUUCAAGUUCCCAUUUGGUUCUUGUCUUCAAGGUCACAUUUGGUUCUUGUCUUCAAGGUCACAUGUGGUUCUUGUCUUCAAGGUCACAUUUGGAUCUUGUCUUCAAGUUCCCAUUUGGUUCUUGUUUUCAAGGUCACAUGUGGUUCUUGUCUUCAAGGUCACAUUUGUUUCUUGUCUUCAAGGUCACAUUUGGAUCUUGUCUUCAAGUUCCCAUUUGGUUCUUGUCUUCAAGUUCCCAUUUGGUUCUUGUCUUCAAGUUCCCAUUUGGUUCUUGUCUUCAAGUUCCCAUUUGGUUCUUGUCUUCAAGUUCCCAUUUGGUUCUUGUCUUCAAGGUCACAUUUGUUUCUUAUCU